Zalophus californianus (California sea lion) is the source of this 2983-nucleotide messenger RNA. It is a transcript of the gene CHMP3, whose product is annotated as charged multivesicular body protein 3. NCBI's taxonomy places the organism in Eukaryota, Metazoa, Chordata, Mammalia, Carnivora, Otariidae. Gene Ontology annotation, cellular component: endoplasmic reticulum; multivesicular body; ESCRT III complex. The record is from RefSeq and is a predicted model, not a curated record. The transcript has 4 exons. The coding region runs from base 490 to 2577 and encodes 695 amino acids. Gene Ontology annotation, molecular function: ubiquitin-protein transferase activity. Gene Ontology annotation, biological process: endosome transport via multivesicular body sorting pathway; protein transport; protein ubiquitination.
CCCCACCGGCCCCGGCCUCCCGCCAGGACCCCGCUUCCUUUGUGGAUCUGAAUGAUUUUGGGGGGCCUCCUCCCUCCCUCUUGAGAUUACGGUGCCGGAAGGCCGACCCGCCACCUCGGUCAGUGCCCCCCGCCCGGGUAACGUCCCUCGUUUUGUACCUCCCCGCCGGCGCUCCCCCCGCCCCCGCUCCUGUCGGUGUUUGACUGAUGGGUUUUUUUUAGUUUUUUCCCUUUAUUUUUCUCGUCUCCUGACUGGAAGGCCCCGCGCGAGGCUCUGCGCCCGGGCCCCUCCUCGUCCUUUCCUCACCCUUGCACAAAUAGCCAAACCCCCAGCCCCCCGGCCGGCGAUGGCGCGACAGUGAGGGCGGCGAGGCCGGACCACGCUGGGACAGUGCCCGCGCCCCGGCGGGCGUGAGCACACACUCCCCCGCUCUGCGCCCCUCUUUUUCGUCUUCCGAGCUCUCUGAGAAGAGAGAAGACGCAGGGGAAGAUGUGGCUGAAGCUCUUCUUCCUGCUCCUCUAUUUUCUGGUCCUGUUCGUCCUGGCCAGGUUUUUUGAGGCCAUUGUGUGGUAUGAAACUGGCAUCUUUGCCACCCAACUGGUGGAUCCGGUGGCGCUGAGCUUCAAGAAGCUGAAGACCAUUCUGGAGUGCCGGGGGCUGGGAUAUUCAGGGCUGCCCGAGAAAAAGGAUGUCCGGGAGCUGGUGGAAAAGUCAGGUGACUUGAUGGAAGGUGAGCUCUAUUCUGCACUCAAGGAAGAAGAAGCAUCUGAAUCCGUUUCUAGUACCAAUUUCAGUGGUGAAAUGCACUUCUAUGAGCUUGUAGAAGACACAAAAGAUGGCAUCUGGCUGGUUCAGGUCAUAGCAAAUGACAGAAGUCCCUUGGUUGGUAAAAUCCACUGGGAGAAAAUGGUGAAAAAGGUGUCAAGAUUUGGAAUACGAACAGGCACUUUUAAUUGUUCCAGUGACCCCAGAUACUGCAGGAGAAGAGGCUGGGUACGAUCCACACUCAUUAUGUCUGUCCCACAAACAAGCACUUCUAAAGGGAAAGUCAUGCUUAAAGAAUAUAGUGGACGCAAAAUUGAAGUAGAACACAUUUUUAAGUGGAUAACUGCUCAUGCAGCUUCUCGGAUCAAAACCAUUUAUAAUGCUGAACACUUGAAAGAAGAAUGGAAUAAAAGUGAUCAAUAUUGGGUAAAAAUAUACCUAUUUGCAAACCUUGACCAACCCCCAGCUUUCUUCUCUGCACUAAGUAUAAAGUUUACCGGAAGAGUUGAGUUUAUUUUUGUUAAUGUGGAAAAUUGGGACAACAAGAGUUACAUGACAGAUAUUGGUGUAUAUAACAUGCCAUCAUACAUUCUUAGAACUCCUGAAGGAAUUUACAGAUACGGAAACCACACAGGUGAAUUUAUAUCCCUUCAGGCCAUGGAUUCAUUUUUGCGCUCAUUGCAACCUGAAGUAAAUGAUCUGUUUGUUUUGAGCUUGGUUCUAGUUAAUCUUAUGGCUUGGAUGGACUUAUUUAUCACACAAGGAGCAACCAUAAAGCGAUUUGUGGUUCUCAUAAGCACUUUAGGGACAUAUAAUUCUCUAUUAAUUAUUUCCUGGCUACCUGUGUUGGGCUUUUUACAGCUCCCUUACUUAGAUAGCUUUUAUGAAUAUAGCUUAAAAUUAUUGAGAUAUUCCAAUACAACCACACUGGCUUCAUGGGUAAGGGCAGACUGGAUGUUCUAUUCUUCACACCCGGCCCUGUUUCUCAGUACGUACCUUGGACAUGGUUUACUAAUCGAUUACUUUGAGAAGAAGAGACGGCGCAACAACAACAAUGAUGAAGUCAAUGCCAAUAACUUAGAAUGGUUAUCAAGUCUGUGGGACUGGUACACCAGCUACCUCUUCCACCCGAUUGCUUCUUUUCAGAACUUUCCUGUAGAAUCUGAUUGGGACGAAGACCCUGACUUAUUCUUGGAGCGGUUAGCUUUCCCUGACCUUUGGCUUCACCCUCUGAUACCAACUGAUUACAUAAAAAAUUUGCCAAUGUGGCGAUUUAAAUGUCUUGGAGUCCAGUCUGAAGAGGAAAUGUCAGAGGGUUCUCAAGAUAUUGAAAAUGACUCAGACAGUGAGAGCACAGACACUUUUAGCAGUGAAAAGGAAGUAUUUGAAGAUAAACAAAGCAUAGUUCACAAUUCUCCAGGAAGAGCAAGUCACUGUGAUACUGAGGCUUGUUCAUGUGCCAAUAAAUAUUGUCAGACCAGCCCAUAUGAAAGGAAGGGGAGGUCAUAUGGAUCAUAUAAUGCUAAUGAAGAUAUGGAACCUGAUUGGUUAGCUUGGCCUGCUGAUAUGCUGCACUGUACUGAAUGUGUUGUUUGCCUAGAGAAUUUUGAAAAUGGAUGUUUGCUAAUGGGGUUGCCUUGUGGUCAUGUGUUCCAUCAGAAUUGCAUUGUGAUGUGGUUGGCUGGGGGCCGACACUGUUGCCCUGUUGCCGGUGGCCCUUCUUAUAAAAAAAGCAGCCAUAUGCACAACACCAGCCCUUGUCAAAUGAUGUCCCAUCUUAACCAUGUGCAAUUUGUCCUUUAUAAGCUUUGAGUAUCUUACAGCUUGCCUUUUUAAUGUUAGUCACAAUGUUUUUGUGGUUUGAAGUUUAGUUUAAUGUUAGUGCAGUGACAGGAAAUACACAUUAUGCUAAUGUUGAUAAUUACUUGGUUGCCUUGUGUGUCAAUUGAAUGCAUACUUAAUUGUAAAAAUUUUUAUUUACAACAUUGGAAAUUCAGAAGUUAAUGUUUUUUGUAAGCACAAAAGAAGUAUGAUAGAAAUUUAUCCUAGCAAGACUUUACGAGGUAGGAUCAAAUUCUAAUGGAAUUGAGGCAGUUUCUUAUCCUAAAUGUUUCCUCUCUUUUUACAAUCUCUGUCCAGCACCUCUUGGUUAAAUAAUGUAUGCUCUGAGACAUGAAAUUAAAACAGACCUAUGAAAUAAAUUAUUUUAAAACCAGAA